Molecule: messenger RNA, 2360 nt
Organism: Orbicella faveolata
Lineage: Eukaryota; Metazoa; Cnidaria; Anthozoa; Scleractinia; Merulinidae
Product: dual specificity mitogen-activated protein kinase kinase 6-like
Biological process (GO): MAPK cascade; protein phosphorylation
Molecular function (GO): MAP kinase kinase activity; ATP binding
Source: RefSeq, a predicted model, not a curated record
GCUCCGCCCGCUUUGAAACAGCUCAUUUCCCGUUCUAAAUUUUCUGAUUACGAAUGUGUUCAAGAAUUUCCAAUCACGUUACUUCUUAGCUGAGGGGGAAUCCCUCCGUCAGUUGUUCCGGUUUGGCGCUCUGCAGAAAACCAAACGGACUUGCAUCCAGUUGCACGAAUCAAAGGUAUCGGGGAGGACUUUUGCUAGAUCGAAAUCUGAAGGGAAUCAUGUCUGGUUCUCCCAAAGGAGGAAAGAAGCCGAAACAAAAGUCAAAAGGACCUCCUAAGUUGGAUUUUUCAAAGGGCCAUUCAUCACCUACUACAUCCCCUUCGACCACCCCUCCUAGAAACCUGACUGAUAGAGAGACACUCACUGUUGAUGGCAAGGAAUUCGAGUGCAAUGCAGAGGAUUUAAAAGAGUUAAAGGAGCUUGGGCAUGGGGCAUAUGGUUAUGUAUACAAGAUGAUACAUCAACCCACAGGCCACAUUAUGGCAGUCAAGAGAAUACGAGCCAGUGUGAACUCAACAGAGCAGAAAAGGCUUUUAAUGGAUUUGGAUGUCUCCAUGCGAGUGACUGACUGCCCAUACACAGUGCAUUUUUAUGGUGCAUUGUUUAGAGAGGGAGAUGUCUGGAUCUGUAUGGAGCUAAUGAAAGCGUCAUUAGACAAAUUGUACAGAAAAGUGUAUGGCACAUCUGGCAGAAGGGUGCCUGAGGAGGUCCUAAGAGAAAUUGCCAUUGCUAUGGUUCAUGCCUUAAAUUAUCUGCAUAGCAAACUGAAAGUAAUCCAUAGAGAUGUAAAGCCUUCCAAUAUAUUAGUGGAUGAUAAAGGAAAUUUUAAGCUGUGUGACUUUGGAAUAAGUGGUCAACUGGUAGAUUCACUGGCAAAAACAGUUGAUGCAGGCUGCAAACCCUACAUGGCUCCUGAGAGAAUCAACCCUGCUAGAGAUAUGAAAGGUUACGACAUUCGUUCAGAUAUCUGGAGCUUAGGAAUUACCAUGAUAGAACUUGCAACAGGUAAAUUCCCUUACACACAAUGGAAAACUCCAUUUGAGCAACUCAAACAAGUUGUCCAUGAACCCUCACCAACUCUCCCUGAUGGAGGGCCAUACUCAGAUGAAUUCAGAGAUUUUAUUGUUCAGUGCUUAAAGAAAGAUUAUCAUGAGAGACCAAACUAUGUCUUGCUCUUGGAACAUGAUUUCAUCAAGGGAAGUGGUACAGAGGACAGUUUUGACACUAAAAGCUGGAUAACACCUAUCUUACAAGAACUGGAACAACCUGGCAGUUAAUAGUGACACAACGAAUUAGAAUGGAUAAUUUAUAUUCUUAUUAUUUUCCAUGUUCUGUCAGACAAUCACUAUUUGUCUGGACUUAGUCCUUUUUUAUCUGCAACCUAGGUAUAAAUGCAAAGGGCAGGCCCUAAAUCAUGCAUGAUUUAGAAAUGAAGCAAAUUUGUAUUCACUUUGCUCAGAUGGUGUAUUUCCUUGAGAUUGUGAUUUUGUAUCAAAAGCAGACACUUCUUCUGUUGUGCUGUUUCACGCUUUUUUUUUUUUGAGGAGAAAUAAGUGCCCGUUGGGAAUGCUUUAGCCAGAAGAACAUUUUUUCCCUAAUUUAAACUUUAACCAAAUGCGAUUAUCUAAACAAAGGAUUGUGGCAGUGCUUUAGUAUGAAAUGAACACUCCCUGGCAACUUAUAUGGGAGUCUCUUGGGAGCUGAAGCAUCCAAGGGUUUUUGGUGUAAGAGCUUUGCAAGUUAGGAUACUGUAAAGAGAGUUUUCUGUGUUUAAAAUGCCCCAUUCACUUCAAAGAUGAAAUAUUAUUGAAAACGUACACAUGGUUCAGUACGCUUUACUUUUGCUCGCUGAUCAAGUUCAUUGACUUGUCCGCUGAGUGAACGCAAAUGGUAGCUUUGCUGAAUUAACAUGGCUCAAAACAUAGCUUAAGGACACAAGCUUUGGAACAGGGACACCUCGUUCUUACGGUCAGCUGUGUAUUUUCCCUUGAUUAAAUUUCCUAGAAGGCUGCAUCCAGUCGUCUACUAUUUUGUGAAAGGAAACAGUCUCCAGCCAGGCUAGUGGAAGUAAUGGAGUAUGCGAUGUGGGACUUGGAAGAACAGUAUAACCUGCUGACAUCAUGGAAGCAGUGACUGUAAAAACGCAAAAGCGUUUAAGACUUUUCGUGUUAACAAAAAGUAAUAUCUACUGCUGCAGGAUUUUAGUUUUUAUCGAGUGAAAUAUCAAAUUAAUAGAUUUUUGAGGCUUGUGGUUUCAGGACUUUUCUGUAUCACUGUGUUGUAUCUCUGACUUAUCAGCCCAUAAUACGUGGCUGAUAUGAGACACCUUGAUUUGUAAUAAAACAUUCAUUACGAAGGAA